AUGCCUUAUAACAUUUAUGAUUAAUAACUAAGAUAAUAAGACCGACUGUUAGCCAAGUUCUAAGAACUUUUUAGCAAGCCAUCACAUUAAACUCAUUUCAACAAAAGUGAAGCUCUUCUCAUAGCAACUUUAUUUCUCUUUGAAGGAUUGGCUCAAACAACAUUAAUGCUGCAUACUACACUUGUACUGAUAUAUUUGCUAAACAUCAUUUACUCAUCAAAUCCUUAAUAAUUGCAAAUCUUCACUCUAAAAUGGUUUUUAUUAAGUAAAAUUCUAACAUCUAGAUUAAUUUGGGCAUUAGUCUCAGAAAUUGCUAUUGAAUAGUUGAGGCUAGAUUUUGUUUUGUUAAGUUUUUAGAUGAUCAUAAUUGUCAUCAAAUUUAGGUUAUCUAACAACAAAAUAGCCAUAUUGGCAGUGACUCUGACAUUGUACAUUGGAUUACAACUAAUAUUGUCAUAGAAAUUCGAUGAUAUUGGGAUACUAAGUUGGAUUGGAGGAUUAACAACAAUGUGGGCAAUCUUUAAUAAUCAAUUGUAAAUUCAGGAAGAAUAUGAUAGGAAGAUUAAGGAAUUUGAUGGAGAAGCUACAAAAUUAAAGAGAGAAACAGAGAUGUCAUAUAAAACCAUAAUAAUUGAAGAUUAAUAAUAAUCUCGUUAAGAAGAAUUAUUAAAAAAAUUGCGAUUAUUAAAAUAUUAGAAAUUAUUGGACAAAACUGAGCAUAUCUGUUUAGAAGAGAAGCUCUUGCAGAAAUAAUUGAGUAAUCCUUCCAGAGUCUUAACUGUACGUAAUUUGCCUGAUGAUGACGACGAUAAGAGUUCCAUCUAAGAAAUCGAAGAAACUCCUAGUAAGAAAUCACCAAGCAGAAGACCUUUAAGGUUGAAUUCUAUUAAUGAAUCAUUAUCCUUUGCUCGCACUGUUGGUCAUAGUAUGAAUAGGGAUGAAAUUAAAGAAGAUGACGAUAACUUUUUAACUUUGGAUGACCUAAAUGAUUUAUUAAAAAUAGUGAGUGGCAGAAAAGAACAUUUGUGGUUACCCUCCUAUCUGAGAAGCACUAAGAAUAUUGAUUCCAGAGGAUCUGAAUCUUUUUCACCUGAGGCCAAGAAUUUCAUUCUUAAUCAUUUCACUGAGCACGAAUUUAAUUUUUAAUUAUUAUAAGGUGAAACCAAUAUACAAGAGCAUCAAUAUUUCAUAGAUUCCAAUCAUAAUCAAAUGAAGGAGUGUUUAAAUAACUUUAAUUUUGAUUUCUUUGAAGUCAAUGACCAAAAUAAAUUUAUUAGUUUUAGUUCCUUUAUCUUUCAAAAAUACAACAUCAAUUAGGUACUCAAAAUUAAGGAGAAGUCUGUGCAAAUUGAGUUCUGUCACAGAAUUGAAUCAUUUUAUAUGCAAAACCCAUAUCACAAUUCUAUUCAUGCUAUGGAUGUGGCUAACUCAGCAUCCUUCUUUUUAGAGAAUGGCCUUGAGGUCACUCCAUUUGAAUAAUGUUGCUUGAUUAUAUCAGCAUUAUCACAUGAUGUGGGACAUCCUGGAUUGAAUAACGGCUUUUUGGUUGCUUCUCAAUCCAAAUAAGCAUUAAUAUAUAAUGAUCAAAGUGUAUUGGAGAGUUAUCAUGCAUCUCUGAUGUUUCAUGUAUUGAAAGAUGAAAAGGCUAAUAUCCUAAAAAACAUCAAUGAUGUUGAUUAUAAAGGAUUCAGAAAAUACUGUUUAAAUCUAAUAUUGGACACUGACCUACAAAAGCAUUUUCCAUUAUUAAAUAAAUUCAAGAACUUUUUAGCUUUAGGUUCAGACAGCCAAUCGGAUGAGCAAACUAAAUUACUCAUACUCUCGAUAGCAAUUAAAUGUGCAGAUGUUGGACAUGGAGCAAAAUAGUUGAAUUUGCAUAAGAUUUGGAGUCGUAGAAUUAUUGAGGAGUUCUUUUUGUAAGGGGAUUUGGAAGCUUAAGUUGGUAUUCAGGUGACACCUAUGUGCGACAGGAGUCAAAGUGUAACCAAGUCUCAAGAAGGCUUUUUAAAGGCUAUUGUGUGGCCUUUAUUCGAUGCCUUUGGAGAAUUCUUGAAAAAUGAGAAUUUUAGAUAGACUUGUUUAGAUUAGAUAAGUGUGAAUAUCUAAUAUUGGCAACAGCAGUAAUAGGAAGAGGAGAACAAGGGAAAAGGAUACAAGUGUUCGUUCUUUUAAGAUACUAAUAUCAUUAGCAUUCCAGUAUAGAAUAAAAAUAUGAUGUUUAAUUUAAAUUGGUGA
Molecule: messenger RNA, 2235 nt
Organism: Paramecium tetraurelia
Lineage: Eukaryota; Ciliophora; Oligohymenophorea; Peniculida; Parameciidae
Exons: 6
Biological process (GO): signal transduction
Molecular function (GO): 3',5'-cyclic-nucleotide phosphodiesterase activity
Source: RefSeq, a predicted model, not a curated record